UGUGUGAAGAGGAAAUAUUACUUGACUAUGUGUGUUUGAGUAUUUACAGCAUCAAGCUGAUUUAAGCUUUGGAAAUGUUGGACUAAGUGCGUAGUGGUAUUUAUGUGAAGAGGAAAUCAUUUUAAGGGGCACUUUGCAAUAUUAUAUUACUUAAGAAAAUGUUAUAAGCUUUUAUUAAAGGCUUAGUAAACAAGUCAUUUUUUGUCAGAUUCUGAGUGAUGCUUAUACACAUGUUUUAGAACGAAGGAAGAAAAUAAUAACAAACAUUUGAACAUUGUAUCCUAUUUGGUAUUGUCUGGUAUGAUUUAUACUGAUAUGCUAAUUGAUGCUAAUAAAAUACAUUAAGAUUAAUUAAUGUGAAGUAAUACGCUGGUGCAAAUAUAGGUAUGGAAUGAAUAUAAAACAUUCAAUCACUCUCACCAUAUACUUAAAUGACUUUAAUUGUUAUUUGUGUUUGACUUUAGAUUGUAAGGAAAAAAAUUGCCACAGUUUUUGCCCAGUUUGACAUUAUGUGCGAAAAAUUUUGUUUUGCCAUGACAAGCAGUUUUUAAACAAGAGAAUGUCUUAGUGCAUAAGAAACAUUAUAUUUUAAUGUGUUAAAGUUAUGCUGAUGAAUGGGAAAUCACAUGAAUUUAAUAUUUACUUUUAUUGUGGACAUUAAUUAGCUUGAAAAGAAAGACUAAUGCUUUGUAUGUGACUAUUAAAGAGUGUUUCUCUUUGAAAACAAGUCUUAAUGUGAAAUGGCUCAUUUUUAAAUCUUGAAUAGGAAAGUGGAGUGAUUUUUUUCCUUGGAAAGUUAUUGAGCAAUUGGAAUGUUGAGUUCAAGUGGAAGAAAGAAUUCUAUGUGGUAAGGAAAGAUUGAACUAUAUCUACAACUAACUUAACUUACUAGUGCAAGAAGGAUGUAAAGUUGUACCAAAAAAAAUUGUAUGAGGAUAAUAUUACAUGUAAUUUCACAAUUUCAGUAGUUUACUCAGAACUACUUCAAAAGAAGAAUCUGUUUCUAUGGUAAUCAUACGGAUAAUUAGUUAGAUCUCAUGCACAGCUGUUUUCUGUAUUUACUACCUCAAGUUAUGCAUCCUUUGUAACCAGUAGCAGAAAAUUUGCCUACCUUGAAACAAAUUUGAACUAAACUCAUUGAGUGAGUGUUCAAUUCCUUCAAAUUUUCUGGGGAGUUGAAAUUAUUGGUAUCAAAAUAGUUAUAGGCUUAUCAGCAGAUAAAGUUUGAAUAUGAUUGUGGAUGCUUGCCUCGAUAUUCGGGGAGGAUGGUAGCAUUGAGUUUUGGCACCAUUAUGGUUGGAAGUGUCAGUGAAGCACUUUGAAGGUUUUUGAAGUGUUUGAGUUUCGAAAUUGGAAUUAUGGUGAAUGUACCUCAGUGAUAACCCAGUUGCUUCGAAAAGAUAGAUAUUGGGAUCUAGGUUAAGUUACCUUAGGUGUAAGAAUUAAACAAAUCUUGAAAUAGCCUUUUUUGAAAGAGAAAAAAAAUGGAAAAUUACAAGAAGCCUAGUGUCAAAAGUCCAAGUACUGAGUUUUCGGAUGAGUUCGUGGAUAUUGUGAAUGAAAUCAAUGACUUUAUAUCAGUAUUGGAGGUCAGGCAGAAAGAACUUGCUGCGGGGACGCCAAGGUCCGAGCCCCAGGGCUCGCCUCGCCAGGGGAGCUUAGAAAGGUUAUCUGCCCUGGAGUUGUAUAAGUCUGACUCGGGGGCGGAUUAUUUGAGUGACUCCAGGACUGAGUCAAGCUGGGGUGGGGACUCGAGGACCAACUCAAAGUCACUCGAUUUCAGGAGUGAUUCACAAAGUAACUCGAGAGCAAGUUCUUUUUCAGAUUACGGGAAGACACUAGAGGAUUCACCGAACGUUGUCGAGAACCACUAUGAACCGAUAGCGAACAUCUUCCCGUCUAGGGUGACAGCAACAGCAACUGCAACAGCCUCAAUAGUCGGGACUGCCACCCCACCCCCUGCGGUCUCCACGCCCCCUCUGGUGCGCCCUGAUCCCCCGCCAAAACCCCCCGGGCUGCUCAAGAUGGGGGAUUCUGGCCAGGCACCCCGACGAGUGAAGGCGCUCUAUAACUUCAAGGGUGCAAAUAAUGAUGAGCUGUGUUACUUGAAAGGGGACAUAAUAACAGUUACCCAGGCGAUAGAAGGAGGCUGGUGGGAAGGGACGUUAAAUGGGAAAACUGGCUGGUUUCCUAGCAACUACGUCCGCGAGUUUAAACAAGAACUGACAGGAAGUCUUAAAGGAGGGCCAGGUGCAAUAGUGACUGUGGAUAAGACGCAGGAGGUGCCCAAACACUACAGGGAAAGCAUGCAAUACUACCAUAACGUUGUUCUGAAGAAUGUGAUAGACACAGAGCGUGCCCAUGUGGCGGAGAUGACCUCUGUCCUCCAGAACUACAUCCGACCAAUCAGUAACAAUGACAUCAUGAGUUGCCAUGAGAUCACCGAGUUGACGGGUAACCUCGAGGAUAUCAUCACAUUCCAACAAAACUUCCUCAUCUCGUUAGAGGAGUGCUCAAAACAUCCUGAUGACCAGCGGAGAGUGGGUGGGGUAUUCAUGAGGCAUGCCCCAAAUUUAAAGGAGCUUUACACACGAUACUGUGCUAACCACCCCCGGGCUGUGGCAAUACUGCAGAAAAACACUGAAGAGUUGAACAAGUCCAUGGAGAAAUUGGGAGCCACGCCCCCUGGUUCCAACACCCUGGCAACCAUGCUCUCCAAGCCCUUUAUCCGGCUGGAUCGCUACCCCUCGUUGCUGAAAGAACUGGAGAGACACAUAGAGGAGAGCCAUGUUGAUCGUGGUGACACCCAGAGAGCUAUAGCGGUUUACAGGGACAUAGCGAACCACUGUCAUGAGGUGCGGCGGUUGAAGCAGAUGGAACAUGAGAUCAUCUCCAGCACCAUCAAGGCCUGGGAGGGGGAGGAGAUCGUCGCGCUAGGUGAAGUCAAACAUCUGUCUCAAGUCAAGGUGGAAACAAGUUCGGGAGAGAAGCAUGAUCGAAUAUUCCUGCUGUUUCCUAACGUGCUACUCAUGCUGUCUAUCAGUCCACGGCUUAGUGGAUACACCUACGAGGGCAAGUUACCUCUGAGUGGUAUGGUGGUCAGCCCAUGCGAGGAGGAAGACUCAGACGUGCACCAGUUUGAAAUAUCAGGGAGCAUGAUAGAGCGAAUGAUGGUCACAUGCGGUACAAAGACUGAGGUAAACGCCUGGCUGGAAGCUCUCAAGAACAAUGUUGUCACCAAUCAGACCCAGUCUAAACCUGUCAGUGUUCAGGUGUCAACUUCUCAGCCCAGCAUAAGCACUCUUACACCGGCCAAAACAGCCAAAGUGAGCGUAACGCAUACCCUUUCCUCCACAUUUACCAUGAGCAAGACUUGGUCAAUGUCAUGUCUACGCCCUUCCCCACCUCUCCGACCACCAAUAGCCUACCGGGAGGACGGGAUGAGGAGCCCUAGGGCAGGAAGAAAGCUUGGGCGCAGAAAACCUGAGCGGACUCAGUCUCAAGACGAGUAUGAUAAACGAUUCAAGAAAUAUGACCCAAGAGUGAACUCAGAGGAUGCUUUGAUUCUGAAGGUGAUAGAAGCUUACUGCACAAGCGCCAAGACACGGCACACAGUCAACUCAUUAAAAUCACCAGAAAUAAUAGUGGAAAAUUCCGAUGAGCCGAAAAAUGGGAAAGCCAUCCUGUACAGUCCAAAUGUGAUUCUACCUCACGAAGAGAAAAUUAUUGUCGACGAUGGUACAGGCAAUGAUAUGCUGCAGGAAAAAAAAAUACCCUUACGAAGGGUUGAGGAAAGAAUAAAUGUACCAGAUUCAGAAAGUAAACAAAAACCUUGGGCAGGGUCUCUGGUUGAUACUGUGUACUCAUUAAGGGACCAAGUAAAAGCGUUAGAAAUGGAUCACAAGAAAAUGCGCAAAGAUUUGGAAGAAGAAGCUAAAUCAAGAAAAUCUCUGGAAAACCUUAUAAAGAAAAUGAUGAAAAAUCAACAGACAAUAAUUGUAAAUAAAGAUAAAGAAAUUGAGGAUUCACAGACUUGAUAGUAUUGUUAACGUGGCAGCCUCUAGUCUCAUAAUAUUGUAUAUAGACUUUAUAAUUAUGUUACAAUUAUAAAUUUUGUAGUAUACAGAAGUAUAAAUUAUGUUGAAAGAGUGUAAAUUAUGUGGUAGAGAAGUAUUGAUUAUAUGGUUGAGAAGUAUGGAUUAUUUGGAAGAAACAGAUUAAAUCAUGUGGAAAGAAAUUUAAAUUCUUGAUGAAAAGUAUAUUAGGUCAGAUGGAUAAGAGGUAAACAUUAUUUGGUAGAGAAGUAUGGAUUAUAUGGAUGAAAAGUAUAACAUAAUGUGGAUGUUAGAGAAUAGUUUAACCAUGUGGAGGGAAAACAAAUAGCAAAUAGGUAGACUUGGUUGUGACUAAUAUUUGUUAUAACACCGGGAACAGUAACCAAGUUAAAUGUUGGAUCAUUGCAUUUAAAUAUCUCUGUCAAACUUGAGCAUGUUGGUUCUACUUAUGAUCAACUUGACUGUUAAUAGUGAAAAAAUAAUGUCGUAACAUCAGAAAAAAGCUGGCCUGGUGACCUCAUGUCAAAGAAAGGCACAACUUACAAUUUGGUUUAAUAAUUUGACAAAAAUUUGUUAGUUAAAAUGAUUUUGUUAGAAAAGAAUGUAUCAAUGGUUUUUAUAUUUAAAAGUCUUCCAUGUAUACUUGUAGCCAGUAAUAGUAUUCACGAUUCAAUUAAAGAAAAAAUGAUCUUGUUUGGGCAGGCAGCUAUCCAAAUGAACAUGCCCAAAUCACUUGCCGUGACAAUUUGAAAAUAUGAUUAUGACAUUUAUCCAAAAUUGUUUUAACAAGAUCCUAUGCAUCUAUAUGUUGCAGCUGUUUGAUAUUUGUCGAGAGAAAAAAUUGUUCAAUGAUGUUGGCAGAAACAUUUCUAUUGUUUAAUAUAAGAAAAGUAAAUUUGCAUUAAUUAAGGUACAAUGCUUUAACAUCUUAAUGACUUUCUCAUUUUGGUCAGGUUUAAUUUGACUUGCCCAUGUUGGGCAGGUUUACCUUUUCUUACCCAUUUCUUACCCAUUUCGGGCAGGUUUAUUUUGACUUGGCAAUUUUGGGCAAACUGACUAUAAUUUUAACUUGCCCUUUGGUACUGUACACAUCCAAGGCCUCAAGCAAGUUAUUUUUCAAAUACUGGAGUAAUUCAUUUCUUUUUUAUGUUAACCAAUAGUCCUAUAAAUUAAUCUUAGUUUUGGAUUAUACGUAAAAACAUUAACUUACAAAUGUUUGACAAUGUUCUUAAAUUUUAUCACUAACCGUCUUGUUAAUAUAUUACUAAAAAAUAUCUGGGUAGAAUAGCUUUAUUAAUAAUCAUCUAAAAUUGAGUGAAUUACAUGUUAUACGUUAAAGUUAAAAUUACUAUCAGAAAUAAUUGUAACAUUAUAUUUGUUUGUGUGUGUAAACUGACGGUCUUUUGUCAAACAAUACUUAUGUUCAUAUAUUUAAAGGAAAAAAUCCAAUUGGAUUUAAGGCGAAACAGCUUUCUUGUUUCCAAGUAUAGUUUUAACAUUUUGCAGAUUGUUCAGAACUCUGUUAAAGUUAACUAUGUUGUUAACUUCAUCGUUGUUUACUUUAAAAUCAAAAGUGCUCUUGACCUUUAAUCGAUAAUGUGAUCUGCUUUACAAGAUUUAAGACAAUGGUCUUAGCUGUACAUUUUUAAGGUUAAAAAUGUAAGCACAUCAUCAAAUACCCCUCGUAUAAAAGUUAACAAUGAUGUUGUCGAUCAUAUUGGUAACUUAAAGAAAGUUCUGAAAAACCAGCCCAAUGUUUAUGUUGAUCUAUGUAAUGGAAAUUAUGGAAUAAUAUUAUUGAAAACAGCUUUCUUGAUUCCAAGUAUAAUUUUGAAUGUAACCAUUUCUCCUAUAUCUCACAAACACUAGUGUACAUUUCGAGGAAUGUAAUAAAUAAUAUGUUACGAGCCCAUGAAACACUAUUGUUAUGUUAAGAUAUUCUAUACAGUUCUUGCUACAUGUAUUGAUCUUACUUUUUUGUGUUACGUUACAAAGCAUAAUAUAUUAUGAUGUUAAUUUGCAUUUUUGCAAAAUGAAAGAUGUAUUAAAUCUUGAAUGUCA
Mya arenaria is the source of this 6116-nucleotide messenger RNA. Its product is annotated as rho guanine nucleotide exchange factor 7-like. The transcript is spliced from 21 exons. The record is from RefSeq and is a predicted model, not a curated record. NCBI's taxonomy places the organism in Eukaryota, Metazoa, Mollusca, Bivalvia, Myida, Myidae. Bases 1485 to 4037 code for a protein of 850 amino acids. Gene Ontology annotation, molecular function: guanyl-nucleotide exchange factor activity; protein binding.